Molecule: messenger RNA, 375 nt
Organism: Pediculus humanus corporis (human body louse)
Lineage: Eukaryota; Metazoa; Arthropoda; Insecta; Psocodea; Pediculidae
Product: 60S ribosomal protein L31, putative
Exons: 2
Coding region: 1-375 (124 amino acids)
Biological process (GO): cytoplasmic translation
Cellular component (GO): cytosolic large ribosomal subunit; ribosome
Molecular function (GO): structural constituent of ribosome
Source: RefSeq, a predicted model, not a curated record
AUGGCCAAAACAAGAAGAGAAAAAAAGAGGAAAUCAGCCAUGAAUGAAGUGGUUACUAGAGAAUACACAAUAAAUAUUCAUAAGAGGCUUCACGGAGUCGGAUUUAAAAAAAGGUCUCCUCGAGCAAUUAAAGAAAUUCGUAAAUUUGCCAUUCAGCAAAUGGGUACUCCUGAUGUAAGAAUCGACACACGUUUAAAUAAACAUGUUUGGUCUAAGGGAAUCAGACAUGUACCGUUUAGAAUUAGAGUAAGAUUAUCCAGGCGUAGAAAUGAUGAUGAAGAUUCACCUCAUAAGCUGUAUACAUUGGUAACUUUUGUUCCUGUCGCAUCAUUUAAGAAACUUUUGACAGAAAAUGUCGAUGCUAGCCAAGAAUAA